GUGAGCGCUGCUCAGUGGACUGUGCCUUAAUCUACUUUUAUAAAGUAGAUACCAGCGUGUAACAUACACAAAUAUAUCGUAAAUGUAAGGGCUACUUAAAGUGUUGACUGAAGGUUACGAGGAUGUCGCAGAAGAUCAUGAAAAUAGUAGUUGAACUCAAUCUCAGAGCGGUCACCUGUCCAGGAGUCCACCUGCCCGAAAAAGAUGACGUCUACCUGAGCGUGUGUCUGAUGAACCAGUACCGCCAGUCUGAGUGCCUACCCGCAGUCUUUCCUCUACUGUUCCGGGAGAAAAUGAGGUUUGAAAAAGUGUACUGGCACGCUACAGACCCUGCUGCCCUGGCCCAGAUACUGGAGUGUGAGCUGGCCAAAGUGGAGCUGAUCCAGUUAACACCUCCAGGGGGGGAGUCUCUGGCCAUGUUUGUGGAGGACGUGCGCAGCUUCCUGUUCCCCGAACCCAAACUGGUGCCACCAGCCGGGGGUGUGGACCGAGCUGUUCUGAUGACCAAAGGACCCGCAUUCAUGGGUAUUUGCCCGCGGCUGGAGUUCAACACCAGGACGAUCAUCAGCGAGUGUUCCCCCAGCCCUGACCCAUACAGCGAACCCAUCCCUGUGAGGGUACUGACCCAGAAGCGUAUGAGGAGGAAGCACGAGCGCUCGGCCCGCUGCUCCACGGCCCGGCUCAACCACAGCGUCCCCUUUCCCCGCGGAAGACAGCGCAGCAGGGAGCGCACACGUCGUUCCUCAGGUCCAGCACGCGCCCGCUCCCUCUCGCCUUACACCGCCGCCCUGCUGGGAAGGAGCAGCAAUGACAACAGCAACACACACGGGCAGCACGCAGCCAGCACACACACGCUACAGAACACAUGGAAGUCUGACUCCUGGAGGGGGGGUGAUGGCCAGUCCUCCCUCAACACCAAUGGAGCGUCCCGGGCAAGAAGCCCCUCCCCACCUCCCAGAUCACCACGGAAACCUGGGAUGCAGAGCAUGGGAACCAUGCGGAGAAGUCGGUCUAGUGGCUGGGCCCUUGAGGACUCGUGUCCGUCGCCCACUGAUCAUCUCCUUGACGACAGUUCUGAUGAGGAUCUCGACCAAUCAGGACCAAACCCAGCCGCCCUCUGGCGAUCAUACCGGGAGAAGUCACACCCGAACGGGUCUCUGCUGUGUUCUGAGAAUGUGUGGGAGGAUGUACAGAGACGCCUGCGAUCCCUCCUCACAUCACCCCAAGCCAUUGGCAGACUGGCCAACGGUGCUACUGACUCUGAGGUGGACGAGGUGUUCUCCAGGAGGACCAAGUCCAACCACAAGGGGGGAACCUAGAGCACAACAGCCCCGACCGUGCUCAACCCCUUCUACAGUGACACGACCUAGAGAACAUCAACACCCUGUACUGCACAUCAACAUUCAACAUACUGCACCCCAACACCCAGCCAACAAGGGAGUGACCUAGAGAGUACAUCAACAUACUGCAAUACUGCAGAAUCCCCAAAACUCAGAGGAACUUAUGACCUGACCUUGACCGACUCCCCCAAACCCAGAAUACUGUAUGGCACUUUAACCAGCAGUCCCAAACCCAGAAGAGUGUAAGACACAACUGUAACCAGUGAACCUGAUGAAGCAACAGCGAAACGCGUUGUUCACCAAAUAAACUACCAGCAAAGAA
Messenger RNA from Engraulis encrasicolus (European anchovy), 1662 nucleotides. RefSeq names its product spermatogenesis associated 6-like (gene spata6l). The transcript is spliced from 12 exons. The coding region runs from base 123 to 1319 and encodes 398 amino acids. Gene Ontology annotation, biological process: spermatogenesis. Gene Ontology annotation, molecular function: myosin light chain binding. Lineage: Eukaryota; Metazoa; Chordata; Actinopteri; Clupeiformes; Engraulidae. The record is from RefSeq and is a predicted model, not a curated record.